AUGAGGGACGGGGCGGAGCGGGGUCCGGCCUCUCGACAGCCGGGCUGCCGCGGGAGGCAGGGGCGAGCUGCAGCACUCACCUGGGCGCCGUCAGCAGCAGGAGCGGGGGCCGGCGCGGUGGGGGGCGGCCACGGGGCGCAAGUUUGCCAUCCCUACGGCGGGGGCCGGGCCGGGCGCGGGGCAGCUGGCGGCAGCCGCGCCGAGGGCCGAGGCUCCCGCUCCGCGGGGCGGCGGGUGCAGAAGAGGCGCCGCGGAGCAGCGCGGGGCGGGCGGGCGCCGGGCCGGGCGCGGGCUCCUGCCGCCGCCUUCUCGCCGCGCCGCCCCCCACCCCCCGCGCCCGCUCCCCGCUCCCCCGCGCCGAGCACCGCCCGCGCCGAGCGCUGCCUCCUAUUCGCGGGCGGCGGCCGCAGCCCCGGACUCGGAAAGCCGGAGCCGCAUCCUCGUCCUCGGGCUCCGAGCACUGCCGCCGCCGCCGCCGAACCGGGCUCCUCGGGCCGCUCCGGCCGCUGCCCGCAGCGCGCGCCGGCCCGAGUGACGGCCGAGGCGGGACGCGGCGCCUGCGCGGGCCGGGCCCGGGAGGGGGCGCGCGCCGAGCUGGGCGCGAGGAGCCGCGGGAGAAGGGGUGGGGGGCGGGGGCGAUGCGCGCCGCCUCCUGUUAAAGGGGGAGCAGCGCCAGCCGAGCCGGGCGCAUCCUCCCCCUCCCCAUCCUGGGCCCCAGGCGCCGGCGCGGGAGAAGCCCCGGUCUUGCCCGGACCCUUUGCUCUGAGCCCACCUCUGGACCCUCUGGAUGCCGUCUUGUGUCUGGGAGUGGGCAACGUGCUUCCUACAGUCCUUUCUCCCCCACCGAACCCACUUCCUGGACAUGGACAGCCCUCAGCUAACAGCCAGGCUCUGGCACACCCUUCACAUCUCCACAUGAGCUUCUCACCCUUCCUCAGUUCCAACCACUCAACAGAUAAGAAGACCAAGGCCCAGAGAGGGGAAGGGAUUUGCCCUGGUCCAUGGCCCAGCUCUGCACUGCACCCUAGGCCCACUCAGCAUGAAAGCUCAGGCUGAAGGCUCGGCUCUCUGCAGGCCUUCCCCAGACCAGAGCCUCAAAUGGAAUCGGACCCGAGCAGCAGGCUGUGCCCUGGAGAGCUGAGGCGGGGGAAGGAGCAGCAGGAUGUAAAAAUAUAAUUAUAGUUCAACGUGAUCUGUGCAUGACACGAAAGAGGAAAUACAAAAGGUUUAUCCUCACCUGUAAUCAAAGACAUGCAAAUGAAAACAACAACGCGAUGUGGUUUUACCUGCUGAAAUGAAGACAGUUGUUUUUUCUAAGCCGUUGAUGAGAACUGAAAUUAGGGGCCUCUUAGGGUCUGUGGAUACAAUUGAACAGCUUUUCAGGAAGGCUAUUGGACCCUGUUGUCAACAGACAGACCCCUUGGACCUGCUAAUCUGCUUUUAGGAACUCAUUUCAAGAAAUAACCAAAAAUGUUACAAGAGAACCACGCGUAUGGAGGUUUAUUGCUGUUAUUUAUAACUAUGAAAAAUCACAACCAACAUAAAUGUCUAGCAAUAGAGGGUUGGUUAAAUAAAUUAUGAUAUGGUCAUAUAUAAUAUUAUGAAACCAUUAAAAGUCAUAUUCUUGAAGAAUUUUUAAUAACUGGGGGAAGUGCUCACUAUAUAAUGUAAAAUGAAACAAAGCAGGAAUAAAAUA
Messenger RNA from Sorex araneus (European shrew), 1696 nucleotides. RefSeq names its product skin secretory protein xP2-like. The transcript has 3 exons. Bases 1 to 1056 code for a protein of 351 amino acids. Lineage: Eukaryota; Metazoa; Chordata; Mammalia; Eulipotyphla; Soricidae. The record is from RefSeq and is a predicted model, not a curated record.